AUGAAAUAACAAUCUCUCAACCUCAAUUCUUUCUCUCUCUAUUCUCCUCUUUCUACCUCCAAAAUUUCCACCCUUAUUCAUCAAACUUGUGGUGUCUUGUUCCAAUAUAAAAGUGACAUUUCUGCCUCCUGCAAAUUGCAAUGGAUCUGAUAUGUGCUUGUGGCCUACUGAGAAGCAAAACAGUUAUACCUAUAAUUUAUUACGUGAUUUUGAUGAAGUUGUUACCAAUCUAAUUCCCUUUGGUCUUUGAAGAAUCAAAUGAAGAAAAUAUAUCUUAUACCAGCUCUCUCAUAUUUGGCCUGCUGUACAAGUGAGAACAAGAAGUGAAUUGUAAAUUGAAAAUUCUGAAAAGAAUGAAAAAAAAAAAAUGAAAUAAGAGAAAAGGAGUAAAUAAAGAUGAUUAGAGUAAACAGUUAGUUAAAUAUUCCUUUGUUGUAGAAGUAUAUAGAAAAGGUAUGAAAAUGAAGAAUGGUUUGGAUUGUGUAAAAGAAUGAAAGGUGUUGAAGAAAUAUGUGGGUGGAAAUAUUAUGGAAUUUGCUUUGUGGGUGGUAUGCUUAGUUCUGGCGCAACUCAUCUCGCCAUUACUCCUCUCGAUGUACUCAAAGUCAAUAUGCAGGUUUAUCCCAAUAAAUAUAACAAUGGAAUCGUAUCUGGCCUUUCCACCAUCUGGAAACAACAAGGUUCUUAUGCUCUUUGGAGAGGUUGGUCCGGGAAACUCUGUGGAUACGGUAUUCAGGGAGGAUUCAAAUACGCUCUCUACGAGUAUUUCAAGAAUCUUUAUGCCGAUCAUCUAUUGCUUCAUUCUACCAGAAAUUCUAUUUUCUUUCUCAGCGGUUUGUCUGCACAGAUUUUAGCUGAUCUUACCCUUGCUCCUUUUGAAGCCGUUAAAAUUCGUCUUCAAAUUCAACCUAAUUUUGCCAAGGGUUUAUCGGACGGUUUUCCGUUGGUAUACAGAAAUGAAGGUCUACCUGGUUUCUAUAGGGGUCUUAUUCCCUUGUGGAGCCGCAAUCUUCCUUUCUCUAUGGUCAUGUUUUCAUCCUUCGAGCAUUCCGUGGACCUAAUAUAUAAAAAUAUCGUGCAUAAAAGAAAGGAGGAUUGUUCUACACCACAACAGCUCGGUGUCACGUGCUUUGCAGCCUAUACAGCGGGUGCUCUUGCUACUGUAAUUUCCAACCCCGCCGACAAUGUCAUGACCAGUCUUUAUAAAAAAAAAGCUGAAUCUGCUAUGCAGGCCAUCAAGAACAUUGGAUUCAUAAACCUGUUCACCAGAAGUCUUCCUAUUCGCAUUGCACUUCUAGGACCAGUUAUAACUUUGCAGUGGUUUCUCUAUGACACUAUAAAAGUGCUAUCGGGACUGCCUACUAGUGGAGGACUCGCAAGAGACCAGAAGGAAGUUAAAUUGUAGCUUGUGCUCAAGUAUAUCGGUAGAAUGUGGCGGUUUGGUCUUGUGGGUCUGAAUGGUUUCUUAAAUUGUAGCUUAGGAUACUUUGCCUUUGAAACCUGCAUAUGCAGGGUUACAUAAAACUGUGACAAACUUUUUUUUUUUUUCUAAGCUCAUAGAUAUAUAUUUGUACUUUCUUUUUUUUCUCUAUUUCAGAGUCAAUAUAUUGAAACAUGGCUUCUUUGUAUUUGUCAUAUAAAUACAAAAUAUGUUUUAAUAAGAUAUUGGUCGCUAUAAUAAACCAAAUUGAUCUUGUGGUCC
This is a messenger RNA of Lathyrus oleraceus (garden pea), 1702 nucleotides long. Its product is annotated as mitochondrial phosphate carrier protein 1, mitochondrial. Gene Ontology annotation, molecular function: phosphate transmembrane transporter activity. Gene Ontology annotation, biological process: mitochondrial phosphate ion transmembrane transport. Lineage: Eukaryota; Viridiplantae; Streptophyta; Magnoliopsida; Fabales; Fabaceae. Bases 491 to 1405 code for a protein of 304 amino acids. Gene Ontology annotation, cellular component: mitochondrial inner membrane. The transcript has 6 exons. The record is from RefSeq and is a predicted model, not a curated record.